AUGUCAGAACUGCGCAGCCUUUCCGAGAUGAAAUUGCGUGAAGCCGAAUCGCGAACUAAGCGUGUUGAAGCCUCUCUGAUAGCUGCUACCCGACGUGGCCAUCCAGCUCAGUCAACUGCAUUUAUUAAACCUUCACCUCAUGCAGCAGUAGUAACCACCGUCAAUGUCGACAGCGCACCUUUGUCCUUCUCAAUACCAGAAUCGAUGCCAAUCGUUUCUUCCCAUAGCCUCUCAUCCUUCGGUGCGAAUUUAUCGCUGCAGAUGGCCAAUUUUAAAUCGCCAGAUUGCAUUGACACGGACUCAGGGGAAAUUUCUGCCGAUAUUGCUGACGACGGCACUAAAGUGCCAUCAACCUACUCUAAGAUCUCGAAAGAAAUAUCGGCUAGUGUCCAUUCUUGUCAAUCAGGAAUGUUGGAGUCUCAGAGAUCUUCGAUUCCUCAAAAUAGAUUGGGCUUUGGAGCACAGUCACCGAUUAAUUUCAGGCCACCAAAAAGUCAACACCUAAGGGUUGGUAUACUAAAAGUUGAAUCUUGGUGUUGUUUAAACUUUGUGCUUAUAUUGUGGUAUUCGUUAUUCACAAUGAAGGCAGAAUAG
Protopolystoma xenopodis is the source of this 594-nucleotide messenger RNA. The record is from the annotation of a GenBank genome assembly. NCBI's taxonomy places the organism in Eukaryota, Metazoa, Platyhelminthes, Monogenea, Polystomatidea, Polystomatidae.